UCACUUCAUCGUCGGAUUGUGAAUCCUCCCAGGUCCGAUGGGAAUUCGGCUGAUGACGUCCCGGAAUGUCACUGAUAUUUCUCGUCACAUUUAUCCCCACUGGAAAAUCCGCAGUGUCCAUGAACGCAUCACAAAGUUCUGUCUCGCGGUGAGUUGAGAGACUUCUUCUUCAGAACAGUCGAUGAGCAAAGAGGUGUCCGGAGUUCAAGUCGGCUCCGCGGGUCGGGUAGGCCGGCUGCUUCGAACCCGACGUCGACGCCGAGGUUGAGGAAUGGGUUGCAGCCACAGCAAGAGGAAAGCCAAGAAGAAGAACCAAGAAGAUGGAGGUGGACCACGUGAUGUCCUGCUAGAGAAGCAGCUGGAGCGCUUUGAAUGGCAGCACAGGAUCUUGAAAAGAGCCCUUUCAGCCCCUGAGUUCAAAGACGUGGUGGAGCUCCUGAAGGAGCAUGCAGAAGAAGACUUGUGUUCUCUUGUCCUGGACCUGCUCCAGAAGGUGAAGGCGGAGACAACAACUGCUCUUGCUGCUCAGUAUCAGUGCGCACUGCUGGAAGAAAAAGGCCAUUUGACCGAAACAUUCAAAGUGACUGAGAGCAACCUAAAGAAUGAGGUCAGCCGUUUGGAGGCAGAGCUUCAGAACUUUAACCGCUUGAAGCAGAAAGUUGACGAAUCGAUGCUACGAAAAACCUUCACCCGAAACGUGGAGGUACGCGGCAGCCCUGGAGACUUCUGGGAGUGCGAGCACGAGUCCUUGCUGUUUGUCAUCGAGAUGAAGAAUGAGCGUGUGCAGGAGCAGAGCAGGAAGCUGCAGCAGAUGGACAUGCUGGUCCAGAAGAAUCAUAGUCUGGAGGAUCAACUGGUCGAGGCCCUGCGGCAGAAUGAGGAUCUGAGAGUCCGCGUGGGACACUUUCAGAGCACCAUCCAGCAGCUGUCGGCGAAGCAGCAGCACCUGAUGAUGGCGCUGGAGAAGCAAGAAGCAGCCAGUCAGACGCUUUCUCAAGAAAAGGAGCAGUUGAUGUUUAAGUUGCAACACUGAGACCCUUCAGGGAACUCCAGAGCAUCGCUCCAGUCAGAAUCCGCACAUUUUCUGACCUGACUCUUUUCAAGUUUUCCACAUGGACAGUCUGCAACACCAAGAAUGGAUGGGAUGAAAGUUUUCUGGAUGGAAUGUUCACAAGUGUUUUCGUGUUUGUUGUAUUUUGCUGUUGUGUUUUUUGACACGGAUAGCGUCCCCGGUGCCUUCUCACGAACAUUAUUGUGUUUGUGAAUGUGGCUCUGUUUUCUUAUAAU
Molecule: messenger RNA, 1287 nt
Organism: Synchiropus splendidus (mandarinfish)
Lineage: Eukaryota; Metazoa; Chordata; Actinopteri; Syngnathiformes; Callionymidae
Gene: ccdc69
Product: coiled-coil domain containing 69
Exons: 9
Coding region: 272-1033 (253 amino acids)
Cellular component (GO): cytoplasm; nucleus
Molecular function (GO): microtubule binding
Source: RefSeq, a predicted model, not a curated record